This is a messenger RNA of Saccostrea echinata, 1479 nucleotides long. RefSeq lists its product as uncharacterized. The record is from RefSeq and is a predicted model, not a curated record. The transcript has 5 exons. Bases 1 to 1479 code for a protein of 492 amino acids. NCBI's taxonomy places the organism in Eukaryota, Metazoa, Mollusca, Bivalvia, Ostreida, Ostreidae.
AUGUCAGAAUCCGGUGAGUCGGUUGAUCAUGAAGUCGAGGUACGCGUGCCUGAGUCGGUAACAUUUGAUGAUGGUGGUCAAGGUGACACAUAUGAUGAACGUCAGAAGUCAAGCAAUGAUGAAAGAUUUUCUCCAAAAAGAAACGAAGACAAUCAUGGACCACCACCAAGCACCUAUAGUGGUUUUUCUGGUAGACCUGCCCCUCAGCUAUUUUCAAGCCCUAUCCAACCUGUGAACUACAUGACGAAGCCAGAGUCCUAUGAUAGAACUGUAAGCUGGGACGAAUUCUUUGACGCCCUUAUUAACAAGUUUAGUCAGUGGGUCGGAAAUUCCAGACACCAGAACAAAUGGUUAGCUAAGCUUGAAUCACGCAGACGACAACAGGGUGAGAGUGCUGCUGCUGUAGGUGAUGACAUCCGACAAUAUGAAGCCAUCCUUGAUGAAAACUAUGACAAAAAGAAACAACAUGCUAGAGCUGUCAAAGCAAAUGACGAGGAAUUCAAUGUUCCACAAGCUGUGCCAGUGACCAGUGAGUUAGCAUCUUUUACUGCGCCUAGAAACAACUCUCCUGAUUCAUCUUCACUUAUUCAAGAAAUCAGCAACAGAUUGGACCGCCUGGAAAUAGCUAACAAGAAGCUUUCCCCUCAACUCUAUGUUCCACAUGCAGUUGACUUGUUGGUGGUUGACAUGGAUCUUCCUUCUAUACUCGGACAAGACUUCCUCUUGCAGUAUUGUCAUCACAUUAACUACAAAACAAAAACACUUCAGGCUGAGAAGACAAUUGUCCAAUGCUGGAUUGCCAAUGAUCAAACAGCUACAAAUGUAGAGAACAAGAAAACAGUUUCCAUACUUGCAAAUUGUGGUAUCUGGGUUCCAGUAGCUCUGACAAGAAAUGGUGACCUCACCAAUAUAGGCUACCUAGAGCAACUUAACACCUUCAGUGAUGACAUACAAGUACUGGAUGGUUUGAUAGAUACCCAGUCUCAUCAGAUACAUAGAGUCUUAGUUCUUAAGGUUACCAAGAAAACUACAACUCCUGAAAUAGAUUUGCCAGAACAUCUCCUUGACAUGUUUGAAAGAAGUUCGAAAAAUCUAGACCAAGAACAGAAAGAUGCUUUCUUCAAACUACUCCUAAAGCACAAAGACGUAUUCUCUAAGACACCAGAUGAUCUUGGCUGCACUGGUAUAAUAAAACACAAGAUAGAUACAGAAAAUGAGAAGCCUGUGAGACAACCCCUAAGGAGACAGCCUAUAGCAAAAAGAGAUAUUAAAAGAAGAGAAGUACACAACAAGUUAGAGAAAGGUGUAAUUGAACCAUCCACCAGUGCCUGGGCAUCAAAUCUAGUUUUAGUAGCUAAGCAAAUUGGAGCUACUAGAGCAUGUGUUGACUAUAGACAGUUGAAUGCGAAAACUGUGAAAGAUGCCUAUCCAUUGCCCCGUAUAGAUGAAUGCCUUGAUGCUCUGUCUGGUCUCAAAUAG